Molecule: messenger RNA, 1083 nt
Organism: Heterobilharzia americana
Lineage: Eukaryota; Metazoa; Platyhelminthes; Trematoda; Strigeidida; Schistosomatidae
Source: the annotation of a GenBank genome assembly
AGGAUAUGAAAUCGAUUGGUAUUCAACAGCUUGAAGCCAUUCGAAGACUUAAGUCACGUGGAUGCCAACAGUUACGUCGUACAAUCUACUUGACUUUCGUACCAGAUGAAGAGUUGGGAGGUGCCAAAGGAAUGAAACCGUUUGUAGCCAAUGAUACAAAAUCUAGCAACCAGUCAUCCAAAGGGAUCAUUUUUCAGAAAUGAAUAUUGGUUUCUGUUUGGACGAAGGUAUACCAAGCACGUCAGAAGAUUAUCUAGCAUUUUACGAUGAACGUCGACCAGUUUGGGUGAAUGUACACUUUUAUGGAAAUGCCGGUCAUGGUCUAUCUUUAAUUGAAAAUACUGCUGCCGAAAAAUUCCAAAUAUUUUUAAAUCAUGUUUACGUUUUUCGUAAAGAGGAAAAGGUGAGAUUAGAAAAUUCUCAAGGGAAAUUGACACUAGGCGAUAUAACCACAGUGAACAUGACAAUGAUGAGUGGUGGUGUACAGCACAAUGUUGUGCCUGGGAAGCUUUCAGCAUCAUUUGAUAUUAGAUUGACCCCAUCUUUUUCGUUGGAUAGUUUGAAGGAGAAAUUGGGUCAGUGGGCAUUGAAUGCUGGUGGGCAAAUUGAAUUUGAAUUUAUCAAUACUGGCGUCGAAUUAAAACAAUCGGUUGUCGUCCCAGAUGAAUCAAAUAAUCCGUGGUGGUCUACUCUGACUAACGUUUGUUCAAAAUACGCCAGUAAAGUUCAGAAGAGAAUUUUUCCUGGUGGUACAGACGCCAGAUUUGUCCGAGAAUAUCACUUACUUCCACAUGUUAAAAAUGGUAGGCCAAUACAAGCAAUUGGGUUCUCACCUAUUAGAAAUACACCAGUUUUAUUACAUGAUCAUAAUGAGUAUUUGGACAAAGCAGAAUUCAUACGUGGAUGCCAUCUGUAUUCCGAUCUUGUUCAACAUCUUGGUGAAUUACCUUAACUUAAUAAAUAUCUAAUUCUUCUUUUCAACUUAUUGUAAUUAUAUCAAUCACUAUUUCAAAUUUUCACACUAGUUUUUUGUUAACUGUACGUUCGUUAAUUCAUAUGAAUAAUUAAAAUUUCCAAUGAUUA